GACGAGUCGUGCUCAUUGAUCCAAUUGGAAUUUGAUACGUUCAAAGCUCACAAUUGUCAGUCUCAAUUCGACACUUUGGAGAAAAUGAAGACGUCGCAAUUUUGCAUCCCUUGUCAUACGCGUUACACUGCUCUUUGUACCUAUUUGUGUAUACCCAUUAACCCAAUAUUAGUCCUUUGACAUUGGUCAACAUGCAAUGCAAUCAUUAACAUUAUUAAAGUCUUUUGGUCAAAAAAAGUGGAAUCGAGUAAACCGUUCAAACUUUUUGUGUACUUUUGCAUAAGUUUUAUUAUAACCUUAAUUUUUAUUACCUAGCAAGAGAUGGAUGGAUAGAUGCAACAUCAUAAGUACGAUAUAGCGAGAUUUCUUGUAAAAGUUGUCAACCUUGAUCAAGGUUCCUUUCGCGACAAAUGAAAUGGGCACCCACUCCUGGAUGAGCUCCAUCAAGUAAAUAGUCGUACUUUUAGUCAGCACAAUUUCAUCAGAAGAGUAAAACAGUUGUCACAAUUUCACACCUGAGAAACUCGUUGGAACAAUGUCCAUGAAAGCAUCUUUCGAAGGAAGGAGUGUUUUGGUCACGGGAGGUGCUCGAGGGAUCGGAUUGGCCAUCGCCAAAAAAUUUUGCGAGGCCGGCGCCACAGUCACCGUUCUAGAUCAGGACGAAUCUCAACUGGAAAUAGUGAGCAAAACUCUUGACGGAAUCAGGACCAUUUCGUGCAAUCUUGGCGACUGGGAGGGCACUCGGAGCAAGAUAGCGUCACUUGGACCGUUUCACCAUCUCGUCAAUAACGCUGGAGUUGCCAGACCCGCAGAAACGUUACUGAACAUCAAGCCGGCAUCUAUUGACGAUGUUUUUGGCAUAAAUUUCAAGUCGAUGGUGAACGUGACUCAAGUUGUGGCUGAAGGAAUGAUCGAGUCGAAGGUGGAGAAUGGGACGAUUGUGAACAUGUCUUCCAUUUCGGACUCUGUGGCGGUGCCUGGCAUGGCGUUGUACUCCGCCUCCAAGGCUGCCGUGACCAUGCUGACCAAAUCCUGCGCCCUGGAACUUGCCCCCCACUCGAUUCGGGUCAACUGCGUCCGACCUGCAAUGGUUCGCACGGAGCAGGUGGGUCGGCUGGCUGGGAGCAAUGCCGUUUUGGAACAGGCCAUCAAAAUCAACGAGCGACGCGUCAUCCCGCGAAUGGUGGAGAUGGACGAGGUGGCCGACUCCGUCCUUUUCCUUUCCUCCACGGCAUCCAGCAUGACGACUGGCUCAGACAUUUUGCUGGACGGAGGAAUCUUCACACGUUGACAAAUGUGUCUUUUUUGACAGCGAGAAUAAUGGUUAUUUGUCCAGUGAAAAUCAGCGAAUUUGUGUGACUAAUCUACUUGUAGCGAUGUAAAAGUUUUUAGAAUCCGAUAUGAUUACGUGAUAAACGUCACCCAGUUUUCUCUCAUGAAA
Molecule: messenger RNA, 1441 nt
Organism: Folsomia candida
Lineage: Eukaryota; Metazoa; Arthropoda; Collembola; Entomobryomorpha; Isotomidae
Product: D-erythrulose reductase
Exons: 4
Coding region: 536-1291 (251 amino acids)
Biological process (GO): glucose metabolic process; xylulose metabolic process
Molecular function (GO): carbonyl reductase (NADPH) activity; L-xylulose reductase (NADPH) activity
Source: RefSeq, a predicted model, not a curated record